Spirodela intermedia is the source of this 8807-nucleotide messenger RNA. The record is from the annotation of a GenBank genome assembly. Lineage: Eukaryota; Viridiplantae; Streptophyta; Magnoliopsida; Alismatales; Araceae.
AUGGGGCAUUAUGGUGAUGAUGUUGAGCAGGGCGCCCAGAGUUUUUCUAGGAAAAAGGUACUUUUUUUAAUUUUCGUCAUCAUGAGUAUCUUGCUUUCACUGUGGUUUAAUUCAACAAAGAUCUGUAGAGUUCUUUCAUAAGAUAUGUUCUAUUAUUCAUCAACCAGCAGCAUUAUAAGUUUACCAUCUUCGUUUCGUGAUGAUCAUUAGCUUUUCCCCUAUUCUAAAGGCUUGUACUCACAUGAAAUAUGUACAGUAACCCCAGUGGAUCAGUUGUUAUUAGAUAGAUCUACGGAUUGGUGUCAUAUGCUUUGAAUAGAGGAAGAACAGAAGAAUGCUGGGAAAUGCUUGAACCAGUUGGAGAUUCCAGCCCACGAGUUUAGAUUAAUCUUGAUAUCGAACAAAUGCACUAGCCGCCUUCAGCUGCUGCUGCUGCUGGAUGUGGGCUGCCCACUGGUCACCUCCCACAGCCCAGAGAUCCACGCACCCCACAUACCCGCAAUGUUUAGAAUGGGACUGUAGUCGGGAAGUGGUGCUUGUGGGAUUGGGGUAUUGGCAGGUUGUAAAUUUAAUAAAACUCUAAUUUCCAUCUGUCGAUGUGUUGACAUCCUUUUAUAAUAGAAAGUUACAUAUAUAUGCAUAUAUUUUUCUUGCGAGGUCUUAUCUCCAGAAAAGCUGUUGUAGGGAUCUCUGCGGUCUGAGAACAGAAUCCUUCUCUGACUAUUUAUUUGAAUUGAUCUGGCAGGUGCUUGCACCGAUGUGCAGAGAGCUUUCCAAUAUUAUGGACAUGAUUAUUCCGAUUGUACCAAGUAUCGAGUCAGCUCGUCCAGGAGGCACAUCUGGGAUACAGGAAUUAUGUUCAUUAAAUAAUGAAAUAGAGAAAACGAACCUACUUCUUCAGCACUGUGCAGAAUCUAGCAAUUUCUAUUUGGUACGUACCAUGAACAUGAUCAGGAAUGGAGAGCUAGUCUUUUGAAUUUCAUUAUUUGUCUUAUUUUGGAUUUUUAUUUUAAACUAAUAUCAACAUGAUACUUUGGGAAAGAAAUAUAUGAAAUUUGUAUCAUUUUCACAGCUUUUUCGGAUAUAUCAAGUAAUUCCAUGAUCCUUUCUGCAAGCUUACAUUGUGAUUUUGCUGCCAGCUGUUUGUCAUUGACUUAAAUGCUUGACAGCAUUUCAUUUUUAUCAGGCGAUGACUAGGGAAGCCAUUACUCUGAGGUGUGAAAGGAGAAGAAAUGCCUUGCAUGAAAGUUUGAGGCGCAUUCAAACCAUGGUUCCAGAGCCCUUAUCAGCCCAGGUUUGUGACCUCCCAGGACUUGCGUGUAACAUUCUAUCCUCCGUACAUUGAGCUGCUAUCACUAUUAUCUGUUCUAUUUCAUUGGCUUGGGAUCACAGCAAUUAUUGGCUCAGGAACGUACUUUCUCUGUACAUGCACCUACAAAUCAUUUCAGCCGCAUCUAUGAAGCUGAUGUUAUCUUAUUUUUUUAGCGACUUUGUGGCAAUAUGAAGUCUUAAGGCUUAAAAACUUACAGAAAAAGAUCCUCACAGGAUCAAUAAAAGCUGGUGUGAUCUGUUGUGAGGGUUUCCCAUAUAUCAACAUCUCCUAAUAUGGAGACAAUUUUGCUGGUCAAUCUAAUGAAGGUUUAUAACCUGCACCGAGAUGCCAUCUAUUGACGUAAGUUCUCUUGUUAUGGAGAAUAGGAAUUCUAUGGAGGGAGGGAGAGGGAAAAAAAUUCCAACCUUGUGCGAGUAACUUAUAAUGAAAAUAACCUCUGUCAAAAAAGAAUAUGGCUUUAAUUCCUCAUCUCUAUGACAUUUGGGAACUGCAGAGAAAGCUUGGUGCCCAGUUUUGUAGAUGAAUGUUCUAAGUUAGGAUGCUACUAUGGCAGUUGUGUGUCAAAGGCUAUAUACUCUGAUUUGAUAUUGAUUGCCCAUUUAAACAGGCACCUGUAGGCGCACUUCACGAUGUAAAUUUUUCUGGGAAACAGGAGAAUUGGCUGCACAUUAGGUUCCAUUGGCUAAUUCUGCAUGUAGAAUGGUAGUCCUCAAUUUGGUGUGCUGGAGAACCCGGAACACCUUUGGAGAGGAAGAAAAACCUUUAUUGAAUGGAAAACAAGAAAUUCAUUUUACAAGAUGAACGGGAUCCAGUAUUUAUACCAGACCCUUGAGAGUAGAUUACAAGUAUUAAGGGCAUAUCUGCCAAUAUGAAAGUACAGGGUUUAUUUAUAAAAUCCUCACGACAACACUCCCCCUCAAGCUGGUGAAUGGAUAUCAUCCAUUUUUAGCUUGGGAAGAAUUUCUUGUAGUUGUGUGCCUGAAACACCUUUGGUGAGCAUAUCUGCUAACUGAUCUUUAGUUGAAAUAUAUGGUAUACAAAUCACAUUUGUCUCAAGUUUUUCUUUAAUAAAAUGCCGAUCAAUCUCUACAUGUUUGGUACAAUCAUGUUGUAUUGCAUUAUGUACCAUGCUGAUUGCUGACUUAUUAUCAUAGUAAAUCUUCAUAUGAUCCGAUAAAAGAAUAUGCAAUUCAUCAAGUAAAUUUUUCAUCCAGAGAAGUUCACAAAACCUUUGGGCAAGUGCUCUGAGUUCUGCCUCAGCACUUAAACGGGCUACCAUGGUGUGUUUUUAACUUCUCCAAGUAAUUAGAUUCUCACCAAUAAAUGUGAGAUAACCAGAUGUUUUGAUUUCUGGUCAGCUAUUGACUCUGCAUAAUCAGCAUUUGUAAACAUUUCGACAUUUACUUUCCCACUGCGUUUGAAGAGGAUUCGUUUGUCAGGUGUGCCCCUUAAGUAAUGUAACGCUCUAUGUGCUGCAUAUAAAUGAGUCUCUUUUGGCUGAUGUAUAAAUUGACUCACCACAUAUGAGAUAUCUGGUCGAUUAUGUGUGAGAUAGAGUAAACAGCCAAUAAGCCGUUGACACAUCUCACGACUAACAUGGACUCCUCCCUCCGCCAAACAUAGUUUAUGAUUCGGAUCAAUUGGGGUAGUAGUUGGUUUACAUGCAGACUUUCCUAUUUCAGCCAACAGAUCUGUUAUGUAUUUUCUUUGAGAAUUAAAAAUUCUUGAACUAGAGUGAGCCACUUCGAUGCUUAGAAGGUAUCUUAGGCGUCCCAAUGUCUUGACAUCAAAUAUUGAAGCCAAAUUAUGACUUAAGUCUGUGCCUGUACAUCAUCAUUCUCUGUGAUGAUGAGAUCAUCAACAUAAACCAAAAGCAUGGUUACUCCCCUUGAAUGAGAUUGUUUAAAGAAUAGUGUACGAUCAGCAUUACUUUGGGAGUAUUGCAAUGUCUUCAUAGUGGCUGUAAACCAUCCAAACCAGGCACGUGGGGUGGGGACUGUUUUAGUCCAUUGAGAGAUUUCUUUAGUUUGCAAAUAAUAUUGAGAGAUACAUUACCCUCUUAGCCUGGUGGUAGUAUCAUAUAAAUCUCUUCCAUAAGAUCACCAUGCAAAAAUGCGUUUUUUACAUCAUACUGUUGGAUAUCCCAACUGAAAAUCGCAGCUAGAGACAAUAAGAAUCGGACAGUAUUCAUUUUUGCCAUUGGGGAAAAAGUUUUUUGGUAAUCAAUUGCAUAGACUUGUAUGUAGCCUUUGGCCACUAGUCUGGCUUUAUAUUGCUCAAUUGAACCAUUAGCAUUGUAUUUCAUGAUAUACACCCACCUACAACCCACUGUUUUCUUAUUUGGUAGUAAUGUUACCAAACCCCAAGUUUCAUUUUUCUGAAGAGCCUUCAUUUCAUUGUCCAUAGGUUGCUUCCACUUCAAGUUAGAUAAAGCUUCAGAGAUAUUUUUAGAAACAGUAGUGGAAUCUAAGGAAGCUAAGAAUGACCUAUAAGGAGUUGACAGACGAUGGUAGGAUAAGAAAUUGGCUGCUGGAUAUAAGGGGGUUUUAUUACAUUGUCUAAUAGUCUAAGGACACUCUUUGAAACAAAGAAGGAAAAACAUUCUUUAAGAUGCUAAAAGAGGGAUGACCCAUCCUUUGAUGAAGUAGAUGAAUCUUAUUAACAGGUUCUAGAGGUUCUGUGUUAAUCCGCUUCAACUAUAUAUGUUUGGCUUAGUCCUUCUAGAAGAUAAAGUUCAUCAUGUUCUCUAACAACUUCAAUUUUCCGAUGAUGUACCUUAUCAAAUAUUAUACAAAUAUUAUCAUCAAAGAGGGCAUGAUAAAGUGAGGCUCUAACAAGUUUCUUAACGGAAAUAAGGUUUGUAAACAAUUUGGGAACAUGAAGCACAUUAGGAAGAAUGCCAAAGGGUUCAAGUCAAAUGUCUCCUAUAAUCUGCAAUGGUUAAAAAAGAUCUAUCUGCAGUUGUGACUUUUCUGUCUCUAGGACAAAGAUUGUAGUUGGUAAAAUGGUGAGAGGAUUGGUCAUAUGGUCCAUUGCCCUUGAGUCCACUAUUCAAGUGUUAGAAAUAUCUCUUGAAGAAGCUCUAACUUCGAGAGAGUGAUGAAGCUUACCUUGCUGGACUGAUGAGUUUUGUGUUAUUGUUGACUUCAAUUUUUCCAAUUCAGCUUGAAGUCUUUCUAUAUCAUUCAUCUGAUAUGAAGAUGGGUGUUGUUUUUAGUUGAAAUCUAUUGACUGAUUUGCAGGUAAAUUUACUGUAGAAUGUACUCGACAGCCAUAUUUGUCAGUGAUAAAGUGUGGUUGUUUGCCAUGUAAUUUAUAGCACCUGUCUCAAGUGUGACGUGACUUUCUGCAGUACAUACACCAUAAAUUGUCUCUAGAGUCAGUUUUCUGAUUCCUUCUUUGACUCUGUUGAAAUGGUUUGGACGGAUCAACAGUCUUCUUCAUAUUGUCACCUUGUUUAAUCAUAAAUGCAGAAUUAUCUAUUUCUGGACCUGACAUCAUCAAAUUCCUGCGACUAUCCUCAUUUAAGAUGAUCGAAAUAGCUUCAUCUAACUCAACUUUCUUCUCACGAUUCAAUAUAUAUUGACUGACCUGAUCAAACAUAAAAUUAAGACCAGCCAAGAAUUUAAACACUCUCCUUCUGUCUAUGAAAUUUCGUAUUGCAGUAAUUUCAGCACGUUUUUCGGUGUCAAGACUAAGAUAAUAGUCAAGUUCCACCCAUAGAUUCUUUAAUUCUCCUGCAUAUUCCAUCAUUGUCUUACUCCCUUGCAUCAUUGACAUUGACUUUGUCUCAAGUUCAUAUAUGUGAGCUUCAUUAUUUUUCUCUGAGAACUUGGUGUGAACCGUCUCCCACAAGUCCUUGACAGUGGAUAAGAAGAAAAAAUCACAGCUGAUUUGGGGAAUCAUGGUUUCUCGCAGCCAAGUUUUAAUCAGGGUAUCCUCUUCUCUCCAUCUCCAAAAUUCUUGUGGCAUUGGGUCUGGUUUCCCCUUUAUCAAGUGGUGUACCAUGCCUCUUCCAGUUAAUACAUAUAUUCUGACCAUUGUAUCAGAUUAUAUCUCGUCAGUUUAAACUCUAUAGGCACUGCAGGGAGUUCAAUCAAUAAUCGUCUGGCUCCAGGAACAAGAUGAACCUCACUUGUGGAGAUUGAAUCACCCCCAGAAGAUGAAGCAACACCUCACGUAGCUUCCAUUUCAAGAAAUAGCAGCCUACUUCACGAAAAACUGAUUUCGUGACCAAAUCUUGAACAGAAAUAUUCAACGAAUGGUAAAAAGACCGUAAUAGCAGAAUCACCUGUAUUGGCUCUAUGAAGAGCCUGUAGAGACGGUGAGUCCGUCACCAGAUAGAUGUGGUACCAACAGCAGUGAUACUUCCCUUCACAACUAACCACAGAUCGUCAAGAGAGAGGGAUUCGAAACCCUAACCUUGGCACUGAUACCAUGUAGAAUGAUAGUCCUCCAUUUGGUGUGCUGGAGAACCCGCAACACCUUUGGAGAGGAAGAAAAACCUUCAUUGAAUGGGAAACAAGAAAUUCGUUUUACAAGAUGGACGGGGUCCAGUAUUUAUCCCAGACCCUUGAGAGAAGAUUACAAGUAUUCAGGGCAUAUCUGCCAAUAUGAAAGUUCAGGGUUUAUUUAUAAAGUUCUCACAACAACACUGCGCUAUAACUGUUUGCUCUCAGCCUAUUUAUAUUACCUAGUGCCCCACCGCAUUUCAAUUGAGUGUCAUAUUUUACCAUUCUACUAGACUAACAGGAUACUCAAGUGGCUGGAGCAAAGACAAGAUGGUUGAUUCUGGUUCAGGUUUAUUUUCUUUUUGUUUGGGAGGGAGGGCGCAGGGCGGGGGUAUGCAAGGGAGACGCAACAGCACACCAAAGUAGAAAGAAGAUUAGAAGGGGUCUGGAGAACAAGUUUGAGCAGUGGGAGAGCCGAGGGGUCUAAAUUAUGGGAAAAAUCAGAGUAGUGAGGUGGUGCAAGAGCUAGAAAAUGUAGGACAAGUGCACCAAUGGUGGGCUAAAUAUCACAGUCUGCUGGUGAAUGUGGGAGACAUAGCAGAUGAUGAUAAUGACCUUAUAGGUCAUUUCUGUGAUCAAUUUCAGCUGGCCCCUGGGAAAUAAUGCUCACAAAUUGAUUAGAAGCUAUAAACUUCCUAUCCACAGGCUGCCAGACCAAGUAUUAUCUAACUCUGGUUCAUCUGCGUCGCUCUAAUUGCCGCAGUCUGGAAUCGGACUGGGCAUACAUAUCGGGAAUAUUUAAGAAAAUUAUACCAGAAGAGGAUUAGAUGUGUGCUUGCCACUAUUUUUAUCUUUGGUUUAAAUAGUGCUUUAUAUAUUCUAAGGUUCAGAAAAAAGUUAGCAGGAUAUAUUUGCCCCUCGAAUGGCAAUCAGAAGCUCCUCUUCGUUUGCAGGUCGCAACGAUUGUCGUGAGACUCCGAGCUGCAAAAUUCAAUAUCGAUCCUGCUGUGGAGGAGGCUGGCAAAGCGAUACUGUCAUUGCUUCAACAGAAUAACUCUACUGAAAAUGCCGAAUUUGAGGCUUUCUGUAAUGCUGCUUCGAAGCUAGAUAUCACAACUCCUAGAGCUCUUCUAUUGGAGAGGCGAUCUAUCAAGAAGCUUUUUGAUAAGCUGAGUGUCAGCGAUCCAAGGAAGGAGAAAAUUCUACAACUCCUGUACCUGUUCAGGAAAUACGAGAAAAGGUUUGGGUCUGAAAAUUUUGGGCACCAGAUAGAUCGCAGUGAUGUGUUCAUCGGAAGCUCUGUUGCAGAAGGAAAGAAUGCAUCUGAGAGCAAUUCAUGUGAGGCCAAGAAUGAAGCCAGCGAGUGGCGAACUGGGGUAAUUGAUUGCCCCGAGGACCAGAAUGAUCUGUCUGCGGAUUCGCCUCCCAAGGAGUUCAGAUGCCCUCUCUCAUUGGAGCUUAUGUAUGAUCCAGUGGUCAUUGCCUCUGGACAGACAUAUGAGAGAGCAUCUAUUGCCAAAUGGUUUCGUGAAGGCCAUGACAUGUGCCCAAGGACGGGAAUGAAGAUCACUAAUUUCGCGAUGGUCCCGAAUUCCUGCAUGAAGAUGCUUAUUUCCAGCUGGUGCAAGAAACAUGGUAUCAGCAUGCCGAAUCCAGGUCCACGAUCUAAUGACCUCGAAGCAUUUCAUUCAUGGGACAAUUCGAAUUCCAGCUCAAUCGUCAGCAUGAACAUUUCUGCACCUACCGUGGGCGGCAGGAUUGCAGACCUUGACUACAGCAACUUAUCUAUUCUCUCAUCAGACGGCAGUUGUUACUCGGACUCGUCAUUCGUUAGGAAUGCCGAGGGUUUGAACGACAGCCAUGUUCCUCACAUGCUGCCACAUAUUGAUGAAGGCAGCAAUGGCGAGUCCUCUUCCCAGUUUAGCCAGGAUGUGUAUCUAAAGUUUUUCUCCGUUCUGUCGGAGCUGACACUGGAGUCCCAAACCAAGGCUCUGGCCGAUUUCAAAGCCCGUCUUAGUAGCGAGGAAGCACGGCAAUCUAUGCUUUCUAAUGGUUUCGUGGACGCACUUGUACAGUUUCUGAAGGAUGCUUAUCACCUUUCUAACUUAAAAUCGCAAAAGAUGGGAUCGCAGUUGCUUCUUGCUUUUCUUGGUGAAACCAGGUAUCUUUUUCCUGCUCGCCACAGUUUAUUACCCCCCCCCCCCCUUCCAUCAGUGUGGUAAAGUUUUCUUUCUUUCUUUCUUUGUUCUGUCUUUCCCAGGUUGGAAGAUCCGUGCAUAAAUGACGACGCGUUCGAACUGUUGAUAUCUUUCCUCGAUUCAGAAAUAGCCCACGAGGCUUUGAUGAUCUUGCAAAUAAUAUGCCGCCACCCAAGUUGCGAGUCCAGCAUUGUAUUACCCGGUGUUCGUCCCCUCAUGAAGAUCCUCGAUUCCGGAGCUACCGAGUUCCCGGAACUGGUUCUGGACAUCCUGUGCAACCUCUCCAGUAGUAUUGAAGGCAAGCACCAGAUACUGUCUUCAGGGGGCAUUCCGAAACUGUUUCCCCAUUUGAGCAAUGGAAGACUCGCAGGAAACUGCUUAAAACUGAUGCACAGUCUGUGUGAAGUUGAGGAAGGUAAGGUAGCGAUAGCGGAAACCGAUGGUUGCAUCACUGCGAUCGUGGAGUUGCUGGAUUCUGGCAGUCGGGAGGAACAGGAGCAUUCGGUGGCCAUUCUUCUGUCUCUGUGUUCUUACUGCACGGAGUACUGCUCGUUAGUGAUGAAGGAGGGUAUUAUCCCGUCUCUGGUUCACGUCUCCAUCAACGGGAACAGCCAGGGAAAGGACAGCUCCAUGAAGUUGCUCCAUGUCCUGAGGGACAUCAGAGAUGAUGACUAUACCGAGAGUUCGCUCUCUCACGUUGAGCCCUGUCCAGAGCCGCCUCAGAUGCCCAGUAGACAAGACGAGAGGAGACAAUCGGUGUCCCGGAGACCAGGUUUCUUGAGAAAAAUGUUCUUUUCAAAGCCCAAGAUCCCCGCUCUCUUCUGA